Messenger RNA from Amaranthus tricolor (Joseph's coat), 626 nucleotides. RefSeq names its product mitochondrial import inner membrane translocase subunit TIM10. Gene Ontology annotation, cellular component: mitochondrial inner membrane. The record is from RefSeq and is a predicted model, not a curated record. Lineage: Eukaryota; Viridiplantae; Streptophyta; Magnoliopsida; Caryophyllales; Amaranthaceae. Gene Ontology annotation, biological process: protein insertion into mitochondrial inner membrane. Bases 207 to 458 code for a protein of 83 amino acids. The transcript is spliced from 6 exons.
UUAAACUAAAACCCUAAGAUUUCCUCAUUACAACUUCGCCUACUUCUAACUUCAUCCUCCCUGAUUCAGUGACUCCCAAGUCCCAAAACUUCCUCCUGAUCUCCUCCCUUCCUCCGCAGGCUGCUAGGCUCCGGUCAUCGCAUCGAGUUUAUCUUUACAGUGAUAAGCUUUUCUGCGUUAUUCUACCAAGCCUUUGUUCGGUGAAAAUGGCCAACAAUAUGUCACCUGAAUUUGCAAAAGAACAGAUUAUGUUCAUGGCUGAGAAGGAGAUGGAGUACAGGGUUGAAUUGUUUAACAAGCUUACUCAGACAUGUUUUCGCAAAUGUGCCGAUAAAAGCUACAAGGAAUCUGAGCUGAACAUGGCCGAAAAUAGUUGCAUCGAUCGCUGUGUUUCAAAGUAUUGGCAGGUGACUAAUCUGGUGGGUCAGUUGCUCGGAACAAACCAGCCUCCUAUGUGAAUAACAGUCACCUUUUUGAAGUGAUUCAUCCCUUUUGCUUUUGAUGAAACAGUGGUAGGAAAACACAAAUGAUUUUUAUGCUCUGAAAAUAAUGCAACUGUUGCCCAACAUUUUGUUUCUUUUGAACAUACUUAUCUAUCGAGUAAUCCACAAUUGUUUUGAGGACUA